This is a messenger RNA of Cloeon dipterum, 14114 nucleotides long. RefSeq names its product BIR repeat containing ubiquitin-conjugating enzyme (gene Bruce). Gene Ontology annotation, molecular function: ubiquitin-protein transferase activity. The record is from RefSeq and is a predicted model, not a curated record. The coding region runs from base 267 to 13628 and encodes 4453 amino acids. Gene Ontology annotation, biological process: regulation of cytokinesis; apoptotic process. The transcript has 51 exons. NCBI's taxonomy places the organism in Eukaryota, Metazoa, Arthropoda, Insecta, Ephemeroptera, Baetidae.
CGGCCAUUAGGAAAACUAACGCGAAAAUAAAAACAUUCGCGAGACUUAACAGCAACGAACAGUGUUCGAAUUCGCGUGGAAUCGAUCUCCGUUUGUGGUCAGCAUCUGGACAGUUCUUCUGAGGAGAUUAGGUGGUCGGCGGCGGACAGGGUUCGGGUCUUCAGGACGAGCGGCCGCGGCCGUCGCGAUGGAAAAUUCGGCGCGCGGAUCGGUUUUCUUGGCAUAGGUCACGUGACUAAUUGGAAAAUAUAGCACUCUGGUGCAAAAUGGCUGAUGAGGAACAGUGGUCGAUGUGCGAGGACGGCUGUCUGAACGUCAACACAGAGCCCAGGACCAUCGUCUACCACCCAAACCUCAAUGUCAUCCUGAUCGUGUCUAAUUCGCCCGAGGUGUUAGUCAUCGACGUCAAUACGGGCGCCAUCCUCCACAGGAGCUGCUACUCAGGUUCGACGACGAGCUGUCUUCAGGGCGCCUACCUCGCUGGACACGACAAGCUGCUGCUGACCGAUGGCACGAAUGUGGGGCUCAGGAGCGACUACAGCGGCGUUCUGCUGUUGGACAGCAUCCUCCAACCGCCGGUCUUGCAAUCGCAACAAAAGGCCCGAGUGGAACUACCACUCUCAGAGGCGCUCGUUCUGCAGAAGGCCCUGACGCAGAUGUCUGAAGUGCCAGGUGCAGAUCAGUUCAUCCAUGAAGUUACUGAGCAGCUCUCAGCGCAGAUUCACCAGUCACAAAAUCAUCAGUUACCUAGCAGUAAAGCAGCAAAAUGGAGGUUCAUAACUUUGGAGAUGCCAGCUGGUUCGCUUUGGCUUGUUUGCUCUGGCCUUGCUCAGGAAUUGAAGCGGCAAGGCCGCCAAGUGCCUGCCAUGACCGUGGCGUCAGCCCUUUGUGAAAGACUGAGCACCCUAGCGUACCAGGAAGCCACUUCGUUGCUGGGCACAAGCGAGGGCUCCUCAACGCCCUACAGGGCCCUCAUGUUCAGCGAGGCAGCCCGCAGGGCCACUUUUUCAAAAUGGCCUCACAUGAAUUACAAAUGGGCUCUGCCAGAACAAAUGGCACAGGCGGGAUUUUACCACCAGCCAAACAAAAUGGGUGAUGAUCGGGCGUUGUGCUUCACCUGCAACGUUUGCCUUGUGUGCUGGGAGCCAACUGACGAGCCAUGGUCGGAGCACGAACGACACUCGCCGUCGUGUCCUUAUGUUAAGGGCGAGCCCACGCAGAACGUUCCUCUCUCUGUUUCGUAUGCAACUCAGCCCGCCGUCAAGGUCUCGACAAACUCCACCUGCUUGCCGGUCGAGCACGUUGGGCCGUCUUCGGCCAGAGACCUGGUCGCCACCAGUUCCAAACAGGGCCAUGUAACUGUUUGGAAUGUCUCUAGAAAAUUAAAGGAGGAAACGAGCUUUAGUGUCAAUUCUCGGCACGAGGUGGUCCAGGAAGUAGUUAGGCAUGACAUUGUCACUUCGACACCAAAAUUAAAAGAGGCAUGGACUGAGAAAAGUGAAACUUGUGAUCAAGAUAAGUUAGCUGAAAUCGAAGUCAUUUCCAUGGAAACGGAAGUCACAGCCUUGUGCAUAGCUGCUGUGAACAAAUCAGGCAAAACCAGCUCCUGUCUUGUACUAGGAGCGACGAUGCAGCUUAGUUCCCACCAGAGUGAAGCUUCCUCCUCCUCCAUGGUUCAGGCGAUGAACUUUGCGAAUCAAGCUAGCAGCUCAUACGAGGAGGACGCCGCCAGAGAGGAAAACAGCGCCUACCUGCUUGUCUACAACCUGCACUACUCGGAGCAGAAGCAACCUGACAACAACAAAAAUAACAAAGACGCGAAAAAGAGCAAGAGCAGUCGGCAGGACUUGUACGCUGAUUCGGCAUUCAUGAACAACAUCCUGUUUGAGAGUUACUCUGGCUCAGUGAUCGAGGACAGCAGUGCGGACGCGGACAGUAUCGAAGACCCUGUGGAGCUUCACCCACAGCCCAACGCGGCCGUGCUUAAGUUUGGUGCAGAGCCUAAUCUUCAACGUGCCAUCGAGAUGUCCGAGAAGACGCUGGAGCCUCUGCUGGUGCAGUGUUUGGAGCUGCCAGAGAAGCUGCGGCGCAACAUGGUGGUGAGCGCGGUGCAGCCGACACGCGACGGCCACCACCUGCUGGUCACGCUGAGUGUUCCGCAGACCAAGGAGUCCACUGAGAUUCCUGAUGAAAGUCAGAUCAUCAACUCAAUUGAAAAUUCGAUACACUCAAUGCUUGAUGACAAAAACGACAGCUGGGCUGCCAUCAUGGCCAAAGGCGCCGUCCUAGACUACAACAAUGAUGCAGUCAAGGUAAAAGACACGUUUGCCUUUAUUCUGGGUGACUCUUACAUAAAAGAUGGCAAGAAACUGGAGAAGGAGCAGCAGUCGGAGGCAAUGUACUCAAAUGUUGAAGAACUGCCAAGCGGUGCAGUCUUGCUGUUCGCUCUCGAGCCGUCAGGAGACCGCUUUGUGGUUGAGCAGCCGCUACUGUGGAGGUUCCUCUCGUCAGGGCCAGAGCAGACGCUAUUGCUGCCGUGUGGCGAGAAGGACAGUGACUCAGAUCACAAAGGCAAGGAGCCCCAAGGUCUGGCAGCACUUGUGUGCCGUGAUGGCGCGGUCAGAGUGCUUGAUAUCGCAUCCCUGAGUACAGUGGCCACAGCCAAACCAUCGCAGGCGAACGCAAAAUUUGUCUCUGUCACAUACUGCAACAGCUUAGAGCAGUUAUGUCUUUGCUCAGAUGCUGGAAAGCUACAUUUCUUCACGCUAGCUGUGCCUGGAGCAGAGCCUGUCGAGGAGGAAUCCGACCAAAUUCUGUACCUGAAUUCUUCCAACACGGAUGCGCCUGAUCACGCCUCGGCAGGAACUUCUCAAGAGCUCUUAGCGUAUCAGCCAGCUACCCUGAGCAACCUGCGAACGCUGCAACAACUGACCAAGUGCGUCAACCUAACGCCGUGCUUCACCGCCAAUGCACCUGCCUGCUGGAGUGAAAUGAUGCAGGCUCAGAAGCAGCGUCGCCACCCGCAACACCUGCAGCAGGGAGGCGAGGAACUUCAUCACACAAGGACAUGGAGACUGCAGCAUGAAAAUUCUACUUGGGAUGAACAUGUGUUUGAGUUGACCCUGCCAAGAAGCUGUUGUGUUGGUCAUGUUGACGUCAAAUUCACGCUGCACGCUCUUCCUUCAAUGGCAACAGAAAUUCAGGUCACUCUUCUCAGGCUCAACUCGUCAGGAAUUGGCAAGAAAGACAAAACUGCCGGUGGCAGAGCUGUGGAUGACAGCAUCAAUUUUAAAUUCUCUGGGAAUCCAGUCACUUCGGAAGAGUACUCCAGUGAACACAACACUGAGGUUCUGUGUGGUCCUGUGAACAUGAUGUCCUCCCUCGAUCUGAGCGGUUUGAGCGGCAUUGUCACCCUAACUAGCCCCGCUCUCCUGACAACCCGAAGCAGAACCCUCCUUGUUCAUAUCAAAGCCAUAUUUACUCCUAGUGAUAAGUCAAUGAGUUCUAAAAAGGACGACAGAGCUGCUCUGAAGAGAAGUCGCGCUGACCAAAAGAUACUAAAGGAGCAGCCAGUAAGUUCUGAUCAAAAGGUGGAUUUGAACUACAUGCAACAUAGACCAAGCAAUAGUAGCAGUAGCUCGCAGAGCAAGAAAGAAAUGAAGGGUUGUGACUAUCUACACGAAAUCUCCAUCACAAUUAGGCGAUCCUGCAGAACAUCAAUACCAAAUGAGAGAUUGCAGCGGAAAGCGAUGGUGGAAUCCCUGGCUUUCACAGAACAGCUGAUAAACGCAGCAUGUCUGCAGGGACCAGAAACCAAUUCUAUUGUCCAAAGUACUGCCUUAGACAUACUCAUAUGGAUAUGCUCGGUCAAACUAGCGCGGUACCGCGGUCAGCAGAUAGACCACCAGACAAGCCAGGUGGAACUAGUCCAGCUGAUAGAGAAGAACAUGGAACCGCUUGUACUCAACUGUCUGCUCCUCUCUAACAGAAGUCUGGCUCACAAAUUCGCAAAACUUUGUGUGAUAUGCAGCGAAGGUGUGAAAAACGCAUUUGACUCGCCGUCAGUGAACUUUGAUCUAACCCUUCUUAACGCCCUACUCAAUGCUCUACCGAUGGUUCCAAAGGCACUGUCAGCAGGCGCUCUCCAUUGGUUCUUCAUGCUUCUGAGCCGAAAAGCGUUGCUCAAUCCUGCCCAGACUGGUCAGCGAUGCAUGACAUUGCUUCAGCAGGUCGCCUUGGAGCUGGGCUCAAGGAGCAGUCCUGAGCACAUGCUUCUCAGAACCAGAUUUGGCCUCUACGGCCUGCCGCUAGAGCCUGAGAUCUUUGACGCUGAUCUUCCGCAGCAACAGUGCAAAUCGUCUUCUAUCCCACUCUCUUACGCCACCAUUGUCUCUGGCGAAUCCAACAUGAAUUCCUUCCAGCACGUUGCUCCAAGCAAUGGCUUCUCUGAGUUGAAAAACAUGUUCACUGGGUCGAGCGCGAGUACGAAUUUGUCGUCUGAGAGCCAGAUGCGCGGGCUGCUGGAGACUCAACCUCUGCACUUUACGUGUCACGCCGCCAGCGAUGGAACAAAGCUUGAGGCACUGCCAUCCACUGACGGUCUCUAUGUCAACAGCGUGUGGGAAUCUGAGGGCUUCUCUUUCUCUGAUUCCCAUUCUGCCGAUGAGGAGAACAACGUCGGCAACCUGGCGAUGCUGCCAUGGCAGCAGCUGCUAUCACCGCCCACUCAGCAGACGCUUGUGAUCGAGCGAAUGCACUCAGGCGCACGCAGGUUCGUGGUUUUGGACUUUGGUGCCAACGUCGCCCUGACUGAUCUCUUCAUCCCCGCCUGUCCGGAUCUGGUGUCCUUGUCCAUUGACUACUGGGUCAGCGCCGAGGAGACAGAUGGACAGCGUUUGGUGGUCGCCUCUGACAUUGGCACCAAGUCGCUGAUGCUAAGCGACCUGCAGCCACAGCCGUUGUGCCGCUUCCUCAAGGUGACAACUAUUGGCAGGUAUGGCAUGAGUACAGCACGCUGCCGAAUCCCUGUGGGACAAUUUUACGGACACAUGGUGUUAGUUCCUCUCGAGAACUGUGAUGAUUGUGGUGGCAAGAGCGAAGAGCAAUUGCACCACCACUACCAGGCCAUCCUGCAGGCCUUGAUCGAGGACGCCCAAUGCAGGCACAGUUUGGCGUCGGCCAAGCUCAAAGGACUGCUCGCGCCCUACCUGCAGGCUGAACAGUCCAGCAUCUCUCAUCUUUAUAACUUUUUGCGUCCAACCGUUGCCAACUCAAUGGAACACACAGACGAACAGAAAAUUACUCACGCUUACCAGGAGUGCAUUGCUUUCCAAAGACAGCUAAGCAUUGUUCGUCACGUGUUGGGCAGACUUUGCUCAGCCGCCUCUUUGGAGCCGAAAUACUUGGAUAGCAAAUCACAACAGGUUCUCAGUGCAGCAUGCACGGACAAACUGAGGAUCAUGGCGGACUGCCUUUUAGACACGUUGCUUGGAAUUGCCCACGAGUCUGGAUCAAACCGGAGCUUGGCGCUGCAAUUGAAUCACAAGUCUUGUUUGGAUCUGUUUCAACCACUUUGCGUUGGAACUGAGUCGCACACCCAGCUAGCAGCCUGCUCUCUGCUUGUGAGGGGCUGUGGCCUGCAGACCUGGUGGGGUGACUUUUUAGCAGACAAUCUUGUCCAGCUCUUUGGAUCAGGCCCGCUUGUUUCCAUUUUUCCACUUGACAGGGUUUUCAUGCUUCUCACAUAUUUGGGGAGAAAGUCCCUUCUGAGUUCGGCCAAGAGCACAGUUUUAGAGAGCGUUUUGCUUGCUUUGGGAAAAUUGCUCAAGCCUAUUCACGAGAAAAAAGGCUACAAGAAAGCGCAACUUGACCUCUCCCUCAUUGGAUGGCUUCUACUUUAUCUGUCAUCAUGUCUGGAUGUGUGCCUGCCAGAAGACAAAGCAGACCAAGGCGCGAGCAAUGCAGGCAGUUUGGGAUCCAUGAACCGAUGGACCUUCAUUCAAGGCUAUGAGGCCAUGCAGAAACAUCUGGCCAGCUGGAACAAGUCUUCUUCGAGCAGAUGCUACAGCAGGAAGCUGCACAAGCGUCUGAUGCAUCACUCUCAGCAACUGAAGGAGCUAGAAGCGGCCAAGAAAGCUUACCAAUCUUCAACGCAGGCGUUGUCCGCUCUCUCCACGCAAGCUGCCACCCUUUCGAGCAAACUAGAAGCUGCCCUUAAAGCUCAAGAACAAUAUUUGAAAAAGACUGUUCAACAACACACCUUGAAGCAUCAUCCAAAAUUUCAGAGGUGGAAAGAAAUGUCUCAGGCGUGGAGGUCAGACAGAGGCACUUCUGAAGGAAGCAGCAGCCUCUCUGGAGCUGGUUGCUCCAGGAUUUCAGAAGACCCAACUGAGUCCUAUCCGUGCAUAGGUCUACUGCCCCAAACGCUCAGCCUUCCAGUUGCCAGAGGCCUCGUCCUUCUUAUCUUGAACAUGGACUUUACCUGCAACUCGGACCUCUUCCUUCUUGCCUGCAAGGUUUUGUCGGGGAUCAUCAGUUGUGCACGACCCCCAAUCACUCUGAACAUGUUGAUGAGCGAGGCGCAACUGCUGCAGUUUGUGCAGCUGGCUGUGCGAUGGGAAGGGGGCUCUCACUCGUUGUGGGGCGGCCCCUGGGUGUCCCACGCCAUUUCUUGCCUUUUGCAAGACCUUUUGGAGGCCAGGCCUUCGGGAUUAGAACUGAAGAGUAGGGAUGCCAGCCCCAGCGAUGACAGCCUAGAAGCACCUCAGAGCGAGUCCACCCUGGAUGGAGAGAGUCAGGAUGACAGUACCAACGCGUCAAGUGCAGAACCAACAAAACCUUUAGACAGCAUCAAAUUGCCCUCUUUGCUAGAGUCAGAAGAUAGUGAACUGGACGAAACCCUUGAGGACAUUUGGAUCCGCGGCAAGUACUUGCUGGGCCGCAAGGGCAGCACACAACGCCCCGUCACCAGCAUGUCGUCAACCGUCAGCACUGCAAUGGACGCGCGGCUAGAGUUUGGAUUUGAGUGGAACUCAGAGGUCAUACUGCGCCGAUUGUCGACGCAGAGCUCGCAGAAUUUGUCAGCCAGCAUUAUGUCCUCGCUGCAGCAGACCAAACAAGUGCAGAGCUCUAGUAGCUGGGACGCCAAUCUCGCUCAAAUGAGCCUUGAAACUGCAACCGUGACCACAAACUGCAGUGGCGAAGCCAUGCUCUCCAAAUGUUUUGACACCAUCUUCCGCAACUUACACACUCAGCCUCACGCCAUAAGUUUGGAGCAAACGCUGCAGCUGUGGAACACUCUGGCACAGCAGAGUCCCACUUUUGACUCAACCUCCAUUCCUAUUCUACAGUUGCAAUUUGGUGCCAUAUCUGGCCUAAUGACUGCUCUCGUGUGGAGUCCAAACGUCUCCCUUUGUACCUGGGCACUGGCCUUCCAAUGCCUUACCCUUGCUUCUAACCAGCCAAAGACUGAUGACUGGAAAGUCAGUAACAUUAUAGAGAACCCAAAUUUUUCGAGGAUGCUCAAAAAGUUCCUAUCUGGCAAUGGAACAUCGUGCCACGCUGGAUCCAUGGUGUGCCAAAACUUCAACCAACUGUUAGUUCGGUUGCUUACGCUGUCUGAGGUGGAGGAGCUAUCCAGUUGCUCCAAGAUGAAAGAGGAAAUGUUGAAACUAUUGUUGGAGCUAGUGCUGCCAAGCGGCGCGAUCGAACUAAAACAGGGUCCAUUGGAUGCACAGUGUACGCUGCUAGAGUUUCUGCUCAAGCCCAACUACGAAAACAUCAGCCUAAGCAUUCUCAAGAGUUUAAAUGAGGCUGUUAGCCAACUCGUUUACUGCACCUUCUUGCAAACUCAAAACGUAGAGUGCCGCAAGUCAUCGCACGACUCAUCAAACACAACAGCCUCAGCCCGCUGCUUUGGCAGUUUGUUCUCAUCUGUCCUUGGCACAGAACCACCGGUCAACAAACGUGCAAAUAAAAACGCCCUUGAGUGCAAUUUGCUCGCACUCACUACAAAACUCAUCUUGUCAACCACGGGUUUCAAGCCAGAUAGCGUGCACAGAGAUGGCCUAAGCAGCAAAACUGACGAGGAAAAACAAAGCUCAAAGAUUGAUAAUCCAGCUAAAGCGACCAGCCAUGUAGAUUCAAUUUUGGUAGACGAGGGAAGCAUCAUGCGUUUGAUGACUGCAUUGGCGCACUGCAACAUAAACUCAAUGGCAGUUUCGUUUGCGCCGAACGUGGACCUCUCACUGCUCGCAUUGCCAGACUCACUUGUCAGCCUGGGCAACGAUCCAAAUGGCGACUCUGUAGGUGACGCUGUGCUCAACCUGCUCAUCACCCUAGCGAAAAACACGUCUCGGCCUGAGCUGAUCCUGAAGCCGCUGCUUAACCACAUCAGUAGCGCGCCCGGUAGAUCUGUGCUUCAGCUAUCAGAGGCAUUGCUCUGGUUCAUCCUGAAACUCAUCUCUGUGGAGAAGUGUCUCUCGCUGUUCAUCAGCAUGGGUGGCGUCUCCAUUGUAUGCCAGAACCUGGUGCGCAGCUGCUCAACUGUCAUCAACACCAUGCCAAGUCUUGUGUCGAUGGUGAUGCAGCACUUAUACCGCAACACUCCGAUGGCACCCAGCAAGAAGGGUGUAGCACAGCUUGAGUCAGUCAACGGAAUGCUCAACUUUGCCCCACUUGGCGUCAUAUCGUCAAGCAACCUGACUACUCAGCCUGCUGACAGUCUGCUCCAGGCGUCACCGCCGCAUCGCAGGGCGAGAACACCCGCCUGGUCCUACCAUUUCUAUCCUGAUGAGCACUGGGUUGACCUGACAAUCAACUUGCCAUGCUCUGUGCUGCUCAAGGAGAUCCAAAUGCUGCCCCAUCUUACUGCCUUAGCCAGUACGAUUUACAAAAAAGAUAAUUCCGCAGUCAUUGCUUGUCCAUCAGCAGUGGCAAUUGAGAUUGCCCGCGAGCCUGGUUCCGCCUUUUUCCCAGUUUGUUCGCCAAUCAACACAAGCUGUCUGACCUUUGUUAGCCUGCGGCUGCCUGUACCUGAGGUUGCUGGCUCUGUGCUCAUCCGCCUCUACAAACCGAAAGACUCGUCCAACAUUGGGCUGUCUCAAAUCCGAUUGCUUGGAUCGACAUCUUUUGGAGACAAUUUUACGAUCACAAAAGGCAAUGUCAUGUCGACCAGCGCUGAUCAAAAGGAAGAGGAAGUUCUAACUAAGACAAGCUUUGGCUGGCUGCGUCUGCUGUACUUCACGAUGUCAAUUUCGCCGCCAGGCUCACCCAUGUUGAAACAGGUGGUGGCAGCGGCUGCCAAGAGCGAGGAGGAAUUGUUGGACGCAUGCUGCGCCCUCCUUUUUGUACCACCACCGGCAUCUCUGUCACCCAAUUUGGAAAGGGUGCUGCUGUACCUUGGCCUUCACAGUUCCGAACUAGGCCUUAAGGAGAUCAACCUGCUACUGCACCAUACCAGAGCCAGUGAAAUGCAAGGCUUUUUGACGGAAGGAGAAUCUUCGCACCAGUCUGUGGUGGAACUUCUUGCUCACCUGUGUCUCACUCAAGAUAGCAGCACGCAUCUAAGGGUGGCUGCUCUCUUGUCCUGGCUCCAGGAAGUGGCAGAAAGUAAUGUUAAGCAGACGAAUAAUGAGAGCUACCCCUCUGGCAUAUACAUUCACGCUGUGGCCGCGAUAUUGUGGGCAAGCAAUGAGAAGGAGGUUGCUUAUGACCUACCUGCUCUUAUCACAGACAAAAUGUCAAGCAUUCUCUAUGAGUGGUCUAGCAGACUGCCUGAAAAUGGCGCUUUGAAACGAGCAGUAGAUUGCGUUUUGUGCUCAUUCUGCUACAUCAAGCCGCGGAUAUUCACAAAUAUUCUGGAGAAAAUCGGUAUUGAAUUGCUUGAAGAGCGAGGAGUGACCAAAGAAGUCCUACUUACCGAGAGCCAACUGCUUACGAUCGCUAUGGCAUGUCAAUCUCCUGUGGCCGUAGACAUGUUCCUUGAAUCCAAACUGCCCCUCUUCCUUACCAAAUGCAUUCUUGAUUGGUGUGGUGGAAACCAGGUGAACAAAAGUCUCAACAAACAACAGAAAAUCUUCUGCAGUCACGGUGAGUUGCUGGGGAUAUAUACUAUUUGGACAACUAAUUUUCAAUUUUUAAUUAUUGUAGGCGUCUUGUCGACGGAAGGAGUUGCUGUGGUACUUAAAUUCUUUGCUGAUAUCUGCUGUGAAGGCAAAAUCAGAGACUGGCUUGGAUCACCAAGUGGCUCUGAAUUCUGGCUACCUCUAUUGCUGAAACUCUGCAAUGAAAGACAACCAGAAGGCAGCAAACUUUCUGAGGCAUACGCCAAUGUUCUGUCAGCAACGGUCUUGUUCCUCUCACAGUGCACUACAUUCCAUCAAGAAAACCAACACCUCCUCUGUUCAGUCCUCUGCGAAGUGAUUCGACGCCAACAAAGCUCCAGUCAAAAUCUGAAAUUUCUGCACGGACUCUCUGGUUUCACUCGGAGACUAAUUCUGCAGCUAUUGCUUGAAAGUGAGAAGAUCCUAGUCUCUAUCAAGGCUGAUUGCACGCUGAAUCAGUGCCCUGUAAAUGCCACGCGGCAAGCUGCCAGGCACCCUCGCCACGGCACUGGACACCAGAACCAACUGCUACUACUGAGAUCGCAGUCCACUUGCACUGACAUUUUGAAACUAAUGACAAUUCCAGCGUCAGUGGUACCAUCAGGAGACAGCAAACCAGAUGCUAGCCAAGAACUGAAGGUAAACUAUUGCGACCCAAACAUGGUCUACCCUGACCAGAUGUCGAUGGCGGCUGGGGUGACUGCUCAAGACAAACGGGCUAAAGACGCGCGCAAUGCCAGCUCAGCUGCCGCUUCAAGCCAAGGCAGCGUGUUGGCUGGCUCUGCCGUGUUGGCCGCCAAUUGCUACUGCCUGCAUCACAAAGCCUGGCCGAACCAAGUGUUACCCGCACACCUCACCAUGUCGGAGCUGCUGGCCGCCCUCAAACACAGUGGUCACUCGCUCAGCACGCCUGGCAUCGCCCUCACCUUGAAUUACCUUAACUCUGAUGCUGACAAACUGGAUUUCACAAGCCUACCAAAAGCGAUCUCGACGCCAUUGCAAGUUUUCGCGCAAAUGGGAGGGUUGGCCCUGCUGGCCAAGCACCUUCCGCUUGUCUACCCGCAAGCCUUGAAGAUACAGCCUCCAGAGAUGUCGAAAAACCCGUCUCCAGAUCCGGUAGACGCUGACUGGGUCAAAGUGGAGGUGUCUGAAGACUUCUUAGAUGUCCAAAAAACGAUUUUUUUGCCACCAAGUGGCGUAAUGGGAAUGAUUCACAAAUAUCAGGAUUUGGAGGAGCCGCUACCUAUCAGCACGGCGGCGCCCAAGACUGGCAACGUGCACCCUCUGGUGACCCCAUCCGUGCCGCCCCACUCGCUGGUCGCGUUUGGUCUAUUCCUGCGCCUCCCAGGGUAUGCUGAGGUGCUGCUCAGGGACAGGAAGAAGGCGCAGUGUCUGCUGCGGCUCGUUCUUGGCGUUUCUGACGAUGGUGAAGGCGGUGAAAUUUUCAACUCCUCUGUGGCUCCUGCCCUCCCCACGCUGCCCUUCCAGGUCUUACGAGAGCUUUUUGAUUCAACACCACUCAACUCUGACGACGGCCUGCUGCUGAGGGUAGCAACCCUGGAACAUGGCGCAAUCCAUUUAUUGCUCAAUUGCCUGGCACACUUCACGCACCACACUGGCGCCAAGAGCCCUGUUCAGGCUGACUGCAGCAAGAAUGGCUCACCCCCGGACCGACGCGCCUUGAAAAAAGCGCCAGACGAUAAAUCGCACCUCUACUGGGCCAAAGGCACCGGAUUUGGCACUGGCAGCACCCAGCAGUCGUGGAACGUGGAGCAGGCGCUCCAGCGGCAGAAGGGCGAGGAAGAGUACGUCACGGUCCUUCUGCAGGUGUUGGCCAGCUUUAUCAAUCCUUUAGGGGCAGUACCAGCUCAUUUCUACUCAGAGGAUGAGAGCGAUAGUGAGACCGAAAGCAAGGAGCGCUCUCCACUACCCGCGUCAGUGCCUGACCUUCUUUGCCAGUCUUGCUUGCUACCCGCUAUCUCGUCCUACCUUAGGAACGAUUCAGUUUUGGAUAUGGCCCGUCACAUUCCAUUGUACACCGCCGUGCUACAACUUUUGAGGGCUAUGGCGUUCAGCUCGCAGUUGGCAAGUCUACUCUUGCCCUGCCAGUCCUCUAACGGCAGACUUGAAGACCUCUCAGUUGUGUGUCUUCUCACUAAAAUGAAAUCUUGUGUUGACACAUAUGCCUCAAGACUCAAGGGAGCUAAACCAAAGAAAGCUAGGGUAAGGAAGCAGUCCUUUGCCAACUUAAAGCAAUCUGAGGACGAAACAGACCAGCAAGAUGAAGAGGGCCUCGCCCAGCUGAUACCAGACAUUCAAGAGACUGCUAGCUUAGUUCAGAUGGCGACUGACAGACUUGUCAUGGAUGAUGAUUUCGGCAGUGGUAGUCAAACUGACCUUGGAAGUAUUGAAAAACCCCUACAAGUUUCAUUAGAGGAGAAAUAUAUUGAAAUCAUGAGGAGACUUCGAUUUGAUUCUUUUGAAAUGAUCACUGAAAAUGAAGAAGGCAAUGGCUUUCGGUUUGUGGUAUCGUACCACUUUGAGCCGAACAUGAGGGCCGCGGGUGACAGAUCGCUGCCAUCAAGAGUGAAGCGGCUUGCACAAGAAACGGUGACAUUGUCAACGUCACUUCCGCUAUCAUACAGUAGCUCCGUGUUUGUGCGCUGCGACACGGACCGCAUGGACAUCAUGAAAGUACUGAUUACUGGGCCUGCUGAGACGCCAUACGCCAACGGCUGCUUUGAGUUUGACGUCUUCUUCCCGCCCGACUAUCCCUCCUCGCCAAUGCUCAUCAACCUGCAGACCACCGGCCACCAGACUGUCCGAUUCAACCCCAACCUCUACAACGAUGGUAAGGUUUGCCUCAGCGUGCUCAACACGUGGCAUGGCAGACCUGAGGAAAAGUGGAAUGCGCACACUUCAAGCUUCCUGCAGGUUCUUGUAUCGAUCCAGUCGCUGAUUCUUGUACCAGAACCGUACUUCAAUGAGCCAGGCUAUGAAAGGUCCCGUGGCACGCCCUCAGGUACCCACAGCUCCAGGGAAUACAACUCAAACAUCUACCAGGCGACCGUGCGAUGGGCCAUGCUUGAGCAACUCAGGCAACCGAGCCCUUGCUUCAAGGAGGUCAUCCACAAUCACUUCUGGUUCAAAAGACACGAAAUCGAGGCGCAGAUUGAAGGUUGGAUUAAGGAGCUAGACAGCCAGAGCAGUGACAGGAGGACAGGCCGCACUAUCUCUGUUAACUCUAUUUCUCUAAAGCGACACUACCGUCAGCUGAAGGACGAGCUCGCCAACCUUAAAGUACCCGCCGGGCUUGAGGAGCUGGCCCUGGCGAUGGAACAGCAACACCAGCAGCAGCUGCUGCAGGCCAGCCCCUCCACCUCGCGGGAGGGUGGUGAGUGCGCCGCGUUUGGGGAUCCAAUCACGCCUUUGACGCCCACUCCAUCCAACCCGCCGACACCGACGGGAGAGCACUCAUUGAUGCCCAACUCAGUUUACGACCCUGAGCUGGUGCAACACGUCUGAGAGGUCCGGUGGCAGGACCAGGGUGGCCCGCCGGCUCGGUCGGCGGCUGGUCACCACACGCCAAAAGUGACGCAAACAAUGUGCAUUUCCCCCGCCCCCCAUACGUUGAUAAUCGAGUCAAGAGCCUGCAAACCGAAGACGCAGGUCGCCCGUUCACUUUUUCUUUUUACCCUCGUGGUUUUUUUAAUUCGUCAUUACCGACAUCUAAGUGCAUAUUUCCAAGUGCCAAGGCUCUUGACAGACUGAAAUGUCUUAUUUUAAUGAACAGUUUUUCAUUGCGAACCGUUAAUUGUGCCCUUUGAUUUCCCUAAACCCAAAAAAGUAUUUGAACAUGGUUGUUGACGAUUGAUGCAAGUAAACUUGGCUGCAGUGAUAUGCCAACUGAAGAAAAUGUGGAAUUUGCAGACCGCAAAGCGAAAUUUUGUUGCGUUGUAUAUAGAAGAUCUUGCAUUGUGAGGAUAAAAUACUUUUGUUUAACAAACCUUA